AUGAGCUUUCCCCAACAUAUUCCAAGCACAUCACUUAGUUUUUUAGAUCCAAGUUUAUUGAUUGGGAAUUUAGAUUGGUUAUAUUUAUUGUCGAUGAAAGAGACAGAUGGAUUAUCAGAAAAGUCUUUAACUAAGAGUGAAGAUGUUUCUGGGUUUGAUGCCUUUCUGGAGUAAGUAGACUUUACGAGAUAAGCUUAUAUUAAAUUAAGGUAGUGAAGUAUUGUAAUUAGAGCAGAUAGGAUUAUUUUAAUUUAAUAUAGCAUUCAUCUCGAAAUUUGACUGAGAGUCUCUUGAACUCUAAGAAUGAAUAUUUUAGUAGAGCUAGUAUGAUGUUGAAUAAGAUCAAUAAGAGUAAAAUAGAGAGACCUAUUGUAAUGGCAUAAUGUAAGAAGAAGAAUCUGUAAUUUUAGAUCACGAGUGUUCAUAUGAGGUUUUUAAAUAAUGUUAAGGAGUAAUAAGUUGUUCUUCUUUGCAAUCAAAUCCAACAAGAUGGCCUUGGGGAUUAGAAGAUUUUCAUAAAUCAUUAUGUAAAUAAGAACUAUUAUCUCUUUUUUAUGAACCAGAUUACUCUAGAUAGAGCAUAGAUAAGAAUUUAUAAAGAUUAAUAAAGGAGAUUGAUCAUAAAUAAUUGUCAAAGAUAUUGAUAGAUUAUGCAUUAAGAGUAGGAACGUUUAAAUAAAUGUUGAGUCUUUGUGAUUUAAAUAUAAGAGAAAUUAUAAAAUUACCAAGAUUACAAUAAAAGAGUCAUCAUUUACAUUAUAUGAGAUCAUUAUGUGAUUAAGGAGGAUUUACAAUUACAUAGUUAUAGUAAUUUACAAAACUAAAUUAUCAUUAAAUGACAAUGACAUCCUCUUAAUGUUAUUUGUAUAUAUUAGUAAGUUCUCCAAUAGGUGGUAUGUAUAAAGUUGGAACAGGAGAGGGUGGAACUAUUGCUGGUAAGAUAUAUCUACAUUAACCAAUAAAAAAAUAAGAUGAUGUUUAAUGGGUAUUCCUUUAGAAUAAAUUAUAUCUAAAAUAAUAGAAUGGAACAUUGGAUAUUAUAUGUCCUGAAACAUUUUAAACUCUAAGUUAAAUGACAUUACAUUGUCCAGAAUUAUUUUAACAUCCUUAAAUGUAAGCAAUAAAUAAAAAUUAUCCAUUGGUUACAGAUGGAGAGAAAUUAUUUAUUAUUGGAAGAAAAUUAAAUAUUACAAAAAUAGAAGGAGCUCCAACUAAAGUUACUAAAGAGCCUGCUGCUUCUAAUUCCAGAUAAUCAAAAAAGAAAGAGACUGAAAAUUAACCAGCUGAUAAUACAAUCAAGAUUAUGGAUUUCAUUCUUUUUGAAUUUGAUUUGAAUAAACCAACAGGAAAUAUAUAAAAUGAAGAAGAAUCUGAUAAGAAAUUAUUGGUUGAAUUAUAUGAAUCAUUUUAAGGAUAUUUUAAUAAGGCAGAGAUUAGUAAAGCAUUAAAUUUGAAUAAAAAUGAUAUGUAAAAUGCUGCACAAUGGUUAGUUGAAGAAGGUGAAAAAGAAAGAAAUAAAACAACUGUUUCUGUAUCCAAAUAAACUUUAUUGUGUUAAGCUGAAAUAACUACUGACAUUUCAGCAAAAUAAGUAAAGAGUAGUGCUGAUAUAGGAUGUAAAGAGGGAUCCAUAUUAUAACCAUAAAUUAUAAGUAAUAUUAUUUGGACUAUGGAUAAAAAAUAUUUAACAGCUUACUUUGAAUUUGGAAUUAAGAUUUUUUCUAAAGAUCCAGCUGAUGAAAAAGAACUUGAUUAAGUUAAAGAUGAAUUCAAUCUAAGAGAUCAUUAUUCUACUAAAAAACCAUCAGGUUCUACUCUAUCGCUUAAAGGUACUUAUAUUACAACAGUCAAUAAAUACUAUAAUGAAUUCUAUUAGAAUCCCAAUUAUAUUGUUUCUUAUGAACAUAAUACAAAAAGGUUCUAUGUUAUGCAUGUUUAAUGGAAUUCUACAGAUUUAUAAUUCCCUGCCUUAGUUACUAUAGGAUCUGAUUUUAUUCAUAGACCUUUAAAUCUCAACUUGAAUUAAGCAACUACUUUUGAUGAAGAAGUAGUUAACUUCCUACUUUAAUAAUAAGAAUAACGGUAUGAUUAGGAAUGGAGAUUUAAUGAUUGGUAUGUUGCAUAUUAAAUAAUGCUCAAGAAUUUAAAAAGUAUAACUGAACAUUUCUCAGAAGAAGAAGUAAAGAAAAUAUAGAAUGAAAAAUCAAAAUAUAGUUAUCGUUUAAAUAAAUUACUUCAUACAAUUGAUAAUUCAAGAAGUGAAGUUGAGAUUAGAAAGGUUUAUGCUUUUUGUGUAGAAGGAACUUUUGAGGAGUUGAAACAGAUUUGGUCACUUUUCAAGAAGUUUUAUAAAAUUCAAUAUCUUUAACUUUUAUAAUAUUGGGUUUAAUAUAGUGAAAUAUCAAUCUUGUUGAAUGUUGGAAUAUAUGAAUUAUUAAAAGAGAUAGGAGAAUAUUUGAUCUAAAAUUGGUAAAGUGAUUUGCAUAGAAAUAUCUUUAUUAAAGGUUGGACUCUCUUUAUGUGUUCAAAUUCACUUUAGUUAUAGUAUCUUAGAUUAGGAGAUAAUCAAUUAUUAUAACAAAUAAUAUCUACAUAUUCAAGUAUAUAAUCAGAGACAGAAUCUGCAAUAUUAAAAUUGAAAUCCAAACAUGCUAGUUUAGAUGAGGAUUUCAAAUCAUGUAUACAUAAAAAAGGGACUUAGCGUUUGUUAAUAGAACCAUUAUCAAGAUUAUUAGUUGAAACAAUUUAGAGUACAAAAUUAUUCAAAAAGGUUUAUCAAAAUGGGUAUUUUGAAGUUUGUGACAUUUUCUAAAUAAAUCAAUAAUUUUGGAUAUUAGCAAAAGAAUGGGCAAUUCAAUGUGAUUUAAUUAAAUGGUAAUUCUUAAAUAUGCUAUUUAUUAUGGCAUUUAAUGAUAAUAAUGAAUGGGAAGUUUAAUAUAAAUUAGCAUUCAAUAUAUUAUAAGUAUUUGAAUUGGGAAUAUCCAAUAAAGAAGUCAAAGAAUUAAUAAUCAAACAUAAUUUUCUUACUCAUUUCUUACUUUAAUUAUUCCUAUCACCUGUGAUAUAAUGUCCCAUAGAUUGUAGUCUUUUAUCAGUUUUAAUGUAGAUUAAUCAAAACAUUGAAUUGUCUACAAUUCCAUCUCGAAGUCAAGGCAUAGAUCCUAUAGGAUAUAAAGUAUUUGAAACUAGUCAUCCAUAUGAAAGAUAGAAAGUGUAGACUUUUGAAGAUACUUACUUUCCUGGUGCUUUAGCUUUGGCUGUAGAAUUUGAUCCAAGAUGUUCUAGUGAUUAGGCUCAUGAUUUCUUAACAAUUAAUUCUUGGUAUUCUCCUAAUAGUGGACCUUUUGGAUAAUAAACAAAAUUAAAGGAUCCUAUGGGAGUUUCAUAUAGAAUUUCAGGUAAAUUAAGUAUCAGAAGGCCUAUUUUGAUGCUUGGUAAUGUAAUUUAAGCUGAUUUUAGUCCAAGUGGAUAAGUUAAAAAUGAACAUUCACUUAAUAGAUGGGGAUUCAAAAUUACUAUUCGACCAGUUUAUGGUGAUACUUAUCAUGUGAGUAAUGUUUUACAUAUGGUAAUUUUGGAGAACAUUUAAGCUUUGUUAGGAUUCAAUGAAAAUAGAACAUAAUAUGAAGAGAAUAAUUAGCAUCUCUUAAAAUGGAAUAUAUUAAAAAAUGGAAGAGCUGGAUUUUAAUAUGAUAAACAUCUUAUUAAAGUAUUAGGAUAAUUAUCAAUCUCUAGUAUGUCUUAUGAUGAUGCCACAUUAUUACAUGAGAAUGCAGGAGCCAAUUCUUAAUUAAAAAAUAAAUAUUAAUAAUUGAAAGGAGAUUUUAUUAAAAUUAAUUAUAAACCUAGAGAAAUUCAAAAAAAAAAUAUCGAUCUUUUACAAUUAUAAUAAAAUAAAUAUCUUUAAUAAAUAUUCGAUAAAAAAGGAGAAUUCUAUAAAAUUAUUUCAGAUAUUGUUAGUUAAUUUACUGAUUCAUUUCAAUAUAGAACUGCCAAAUAAAAAUCUGCUAUGAAAGCACAUAUUGAAGAAUUUAAAUAAAUUGAAAUGCUUGUUAUUUUAGUCACUUUAUAUCAUAGUGGAUUAUUGGAUGAAAUCAACUUAUUGAAUUUAGAAAAUCAUAUAGACAUGUUAUAAGAAGCUAGAAAUGAUGUUAUUAAUUAUAUGUUAAAAGAAGUAGAAACAAUGAUUGAAUAUUAAUAAAAUUAUGAAGGAAUGUCAUUAUAAGCAACAGAAAUGAUGGAAUAAUAGAAAUUGAAAUAAAUAAAUGAGUAAAUAGAAAAUACUCUUUGGGAUAUGCUUUAAAAGAGAUUAGAAGGUAAUAGUGAAAUGAUUUAUAAAAUAUGCACUCAAUAAAAUUUACCUAUUAUAGAAAAUAAUCCAAAUCUAUCUUUAAGAUAAAUUCAUAAUAAUAUUUUAAAAAAAAUUAGAGAAUCAAAAUUAGAUUUAGUAAAUCCAUAUUAACAUAUUGUUUAAGUAAUAAAAAAAAGAAUAUUAAUUCUAUUCAAUAUUAAUAAUGUUUAAUUGGUUGGUUAAUAAUAAAUCAUUUAAAUUAAAUCCUAAUAAUCUAUUGAUUCUGGAAGUAUUAAAUAAUUAAAACCACUUGGUAUUGAGAGAUCUAUAUCUCAUUAAAUAGAUGAUAAAAAUAUUGAUAGUUAGAAAUUAUUAAAAUUUAGAUAAUGGUUAGAUAGUUAUUAAAAAUGGAAAGUUCUUCAUAAUGUUAAUUUAAAUUAAAUUUCUGCAGAAUCUUUAGAUAUUCCUCCUGUUAAAUCUGUCAUUCUAUUUCUAUAAUAGGAUGUUAAUGAAUCUUUGAUUUAAGUUAUGGAUUUACAUAAUAGAAGAUGCAUAAGAAGAAUAGCUUGUCUUAAAUUUCUAAAUGAAUUUCAAGGUUAAAGUGGAGGAAUCUUAUGUGAAGAUAUUAUGAAUUAUAAAAUCGAAUUUGCUAGUUCAAAUAUAAAAGAAAUACUUUUGUAGGAAGUAGUUAAAAGAUUAAAUUAUCUAAUGUAAUCUAUUAAAAAUGAUUAUGCUACAUAUUUAAAUUAAGCAAUUACUUAAUAAAUUGAUGGAACAUUACUUGAAUAAUUAAAAGUCAUAUGUAUGACUUUAUGUGAAAUUAAUUAAUUAUUUUAAGUAGAUAAUAACAUUUUAUGGAAAAGUAGAGAACAUGAUUAUAAUCCUCACUUUAAUCCUAUAUUUAAAUAAUUCUUAAAUAAUAUUAUUAUAACUGGAUUAUUAAGUUUAGCUUUUGUAAAUUUGGAUCAAUAAUAUUAAUCUGUUGCUAUUUUGAGUUAAAAUAUUUUAAAUAAUGUUAAAGAGACUUUAUACAUAAUAACUGAUAAUUUGAUGACUGAUGAUAUUCUUUAAUAAUUGAUAUAAAUAUUGUCAUAAGAAUUGGGAAUAUCUUUAUAAGGAAAUGAAAUCAAUUGCAGAUUACUAACAAAAUUGUAUGAUUUAAUAGGUGUUAAGAGAGUGAAUUUCUUACUUACUAAUAUUUUGGAUUGUUUGAUAAUUCAUGAAAAUUAAGAUGUCCCAUCAUCCUUAGUGAAAUUGAUUUUCUAUAUCUUAAACCAUACUAAUACUCCAUCAACAAUGAGAUUAGCAAUUAGAAUAUCAAAGUAUUUUAACAAUAUCAAUCUUAAUAAGAUCAAAUAUACUCCAAAAUAUUUAUGGAUAUAUUAUGAGAAUUGUAAUUAGUAAUAAAUUAAAGUCUUAUAAGAAAAUAAAGAAUUAUAUUUUAAUGAAGUAUUAAUAGAAAGAGUAGGAUAUAUGAUAUAAUAAGGUGAAGAUACUGAUAAUUAAAAUAUUAAUAUAUUGUUAUAAAAUGAAUUAGUGAAUGUCUAAAAAAAGAUGAUUAAUUCAUCAAACACCAAUUAUGAUUAAAAUAAUAAUUAAUAAUAUAGAGUGAUAUUACAUUUAUGUUAAGAAGAAGAAAUAUCUAUUUUACUAAAAAUUUUAUAUUGGUGGGAAGAAUUGUAUCCAAGUAUGAAAUUAAAGUUACCUCAAACAUACUAAGAAUAUUUGGAUUUAAAGGAGAAGGAGAAAAAAAGAGAAGAAUAAAAGACUUAAUAAUAAGAAGUAAUUGCAUAAUAAACAGAAUUUUAAUCUUAAAGACAACAAUAACAAUAGCAAUAUAAAUUAUUAGAGAGAGUUUUGAUGACUUAGCCAGAAAUCUAAUAACAAGAUUAUUUAUUAGGAUGGGGAUUCAAUUAUAGUAAUUUAUAUAGUGAUAUGAAGAAUGGACCAUCAGAUAAUAAAAAACACUCAUCUGGAAGAGUGAAAAAAUAAAUAAAGAAAUAUUGGAGACCUUUGAAUUUCUAAGAAUUGGAAAGAUUGUAUGAAGAAUUAUAUAAAUAAAAUGAAGAUAUCAAAUAAUUUCCAGAUGAAUAAGCAUUUUUGAAAUAAAGAAACUUUAUAACAAGAAUACAUUCACAUUUAAAGGAAAUAAAGAAUUAUGGAAGUUUAUUAACAGUUUAUGGUUGUAUUCCUUUUAGUGAAAUAUUUACACUCCAAAAAGCAUAGGUUCUAAUUGAAUUAAUAUAAUCAGCAUUAAAUGGAACAUUACCAAAUAUACCAAUAAAUGAUUUAUCUGAAGAAUUCAAAAAUAAGGCUGAUCCAAAUAAAUAUAUUCUUAUGGGAGCAAUCAAAGAGGUUGCACCUCCAAAAGGUAAAUCAUAACCAUAAAAAGCACCUACUUAAAUUCCACCAUAACCAACAAGUGGUAAAUCAUAGAUAUCUGUAAGUGUUUGUGAUGUUUAUACAUUCUAGUCUUUUGAAUUUAGAAUGGAUUAUAUUACCUUAUUACCAUAUGGAAAUACAAGUGUUAUCUUUUAUAAUGAAAUCAAUAGAAGUUCAUCCUUCACAUAAUAAUUAGUAAAUGGAUAAAUAAUUGGUUAAUUGAUUUAUGAACUUAGUCAAUUAUUAUGUCAUUAAUAGAUUGAUAUUAAUAAUUAAAGUAAGUAUUACAAACUAGGAUAUACUACUAUUUUAUCAUAAUAAUUAAUAUAAAUAGCUCCAGGAAUCCCAGUAUAAAUUAAGAAACACAAAUCAUAUGAUAAAUAAUAUGUUGUAUCUGGUGGAGACUAUUGUGGAUAGAAAGAACUUAGAUUACUAUCAAAUAAUGAUGAUAAACUUAAUUUAUAAGUUGUAAAAUUAGAUGAAAUUGAAUUAAUAUAAUAAGAUAUCCCAUAAUAGAUAACUCAAGAAUAGAUAUUAGAAUUGAUAGAAAAAGAGAAUGAUAAAUUCAUUUUAAGAAAUCUCUUCAUUAUGGCAAGUAAAUUGGAAUGGAAGGGAUAUAAUGUAGAAAAAAUUAUUAAUAAAAUAUUAAAUUUGGCUACACUUUAUUAAGGAGAUAACAAGUUCAAUUAAGCUUGGGAACGAUUAAUUGAUAGUAAAUUAUAACCUAAUUAUUUCUUCCCCAUAGAAAUCCCUAAGUCUAUUACAUUCUUACAAUAACUAUAAUAAGUUGAAUAGGAAGAUUGUAAGAUUGAGCCUUUUGUAGAAAAUGUUGAUAAUACAAUUAUAGUUGGCAGUACCUACAUGUAAUCGUUGCCUGAAGCUUGCAUUGUCUCAAAUGAGUUGAAAUUAGUUCAAUAUUGGGAGAAGAAUAUCUUACCUAAAAUAUAUGAUUAUGUCAAAGGUUCAUUAAGACCAUAUGAGAUAGAAGAUUUCUUUGAAUAAAUACGUUAACAAUUGAGAAAAGGAGAAUAAAGUAGAGCUUUAGAAAUAGCUUAUAUUGUAUGUGAUCAGAGAAUGCCAAAUGGUGUUAUAAUACCUGAAUCUAAUCAUGAUUGGAGUACAUUAACAAUAGAAGAAGUAUAAGCUGGACAAUAUGUACUUUGUAGACUUAUUGAUAAAACAUCAGAAUAAUUAUACUCUAAAGAAUAUUUACAUUAUAAAAAGUAAGGUUAAACUUUUAUUUGUGGACAAAUCAUAGGUGUUGAUUAAAGAUCAUCUUCUGUAUUGAUUACACAUAUGGAUAUUAAUAAUUCACAACUUUAUGCUACUUGGUUUCCUGUAAGUGCAUUGAAAUAGGUUUAAUUAUAUAUUCCUCCAAAUGCUAAUGCUUAUUAAUAAGAGACUAUCUUAAAAGAAUAUAAUAGAGAAUUAGAUUUAGAAUUAAGUAAAUAAGCUAGAUAAUUGUAUAUUUUAUUAAGUCAAACUAUCAAUAUUGAUCCUAUCAUCUAUUUAUAAUUGGCUAUGCAAUUUGAAGGUUCAUGCAUUAAUGGUUGGCUUACAGAAUAAUUAAUUGAUGAGAAUACAAAAAUAAACUAGAAAUUAAAUCAAUUUUUAUAGAAUCCUGAAUUAAUAUUUAGUUGGUUAUUUAAAUCUUUUGAUUAAAUUCAAUAAUUUGUUCAUCAAAAUAAAUUAUUAUUGGAUUUAGUCAAAUCACAAAAGAAACCUAUAGAACUCAAUUCUGACUUAGAUAUUGCUGGUUUGGCUAUUGUAUUUAAGAAUGAUGCAACUUUAUGUACUUGUUCUGGCAUCAAUUUUUAUAAAGAUAGAUUGGGUAUCAACGAUUUUUAUACUAUAAGCAGUGGCAAAGAAACAAGAGGUAGAUUAUCUCCUAUAGUAUUAAAUUAAAAGAAUGUUUAUUGUGAGUAUUAUUUUAAUGGAGAAGCCUUACCAAUCUAUUAAUAAAAAUCAUGUGUAUCUCGUUUACCUUGUGUUGUCUAUAAAAUUCCUACUUUAUGGAAUACUGUCUGUUAUGUGAUAGAUUAAAUGAGCACAAUUUUCAUUAAAAACAAAGACAUUCCUAAUAUGAAGAAUAUCAAUAAUCUUUUAGAAAAAGUAUAUGAAUAAUAACCACAUAUUCUAAAUCAAUCUAUAAUAAAAUUAUUAAUUAGAAAUAUUCGCAAAUUGUAAACUAUUUCUAAUGAAACCUUAACAGAUGAUUUAUUAUCAUAAUUAGUUAAUGAUGCUGUCAAAAUUUAUAAUAUUUAAAAAGUAGAACCAAAUGUUUUAUAUUCAUCUUAUCUCUAAGAUAUUACUGAACUAUUAGCAGUGGCUAUUCCUAAUAAGACUAAACUAUAAAUUCCAGAUUGGUUAAAUGCUUAUCGACAUUUGAUUUAAAUUGCAGAAUUUAUUAAAUGUGGUAAACCUUUAUACAAUGAAUAAAUUGAAUAAAUUAAUGGAAUGUUAGAAUCUAAUUAAUGGGAACAUUUAAUUUAUAUGUAAGAAUUGCCUUGUGAUAUUUAAGAUAUAUUACAAGAACAAUUAGUAAGAAUAUUAAAUCCUUAAAUAGAUUUAUUUAGAAACUAAAAUUAAACAAUUAUUUUGAUUGAUGGAUUUUAAUAAUUAAAUUUAGAGAAUAUUGAAAUAGAGUUGCCUCCUGAACCUAUCUAAGAAGCUGUAAAAUUAUGGGAAUGUGAAAUAUGUACUUUUGCUUAAAAUUUGUGGGAUUCAUCAUAAUGUUCUAUGUGUGAUAAUCCAGCACCAGCCAACAAAAUUCCUUAUAAAGGAGGAGCUGAAGAUUAAUCUUAAUAAUAAGAAUAAUAAUAAAAUUAUACAAAUAUUGAUGAAGAAGAUGAAAAAGCUGAUAAAAGAGAAUAGUAACUUUUUGAAGAUUUAAUUGAAAAUAUUCAUGAUAAGAUUAAAAAGUAUUAUGCUGAAAAAUAAAGGGAGAAGGAAUAAAAAAUGAAGUAAAUUAAUCAAGAAAUUGAAGCUUAAUAAAAUUUAUUAAAAUAACUAAAUAAAUAAUAAGAAAAAAAAUAAAAAUAAUAAGUAUAUAAAUCUAAGUUCAAAUAAAUUAAAUAACCAUAAUAAUAAUAAUUAUAAUAAUAAAAAAUUUAGGAUUGUCAAUUAAAAUUAUAAAAACUAACAUCUGAAUUAUAAGAAUUAUAAACUAUUAAACUUGAAAACAAUUUCUAAAUCUAUUCAGGCAAAUAAAUAAUUGAAAAAGCUACAUCCUUUUUACAAGAAUUCUUAUAAAACAGAUUAGAAUAUUUUAGAAAAUAAAUCAAUCCUUAAUAUUUAGAAGAAAUGAGUUGUAUGGAUGCAAUAGAAAGUUGGAAAUACUUAGAAUCAUUAGGUUAUGAUUUCCAUUAUUAAUUAAUUAACAAUCCAAAGACUAUUGAAACUUUACCAAUUUAAUAGAUGAAACAUCUUCUUAAAUUAAUUGAAUUUGAUAUUUGCAAAGAAACUAAAGCUGUAAGAACUUACAAUCCUAAAAAUAUUAGGAAUCAAAUUGAUGAAUAGGCUAUUAAUUAUUAAGAUUUUAUUAAUUGUUUAACUAAAUAUUAGGAUCUUGUUAAUGCUCCAUUAUUAGUUAUUAGGUAAUCUUGGGCAAUCAUCAAAUUAUUUAAUCGUUAUUUAGAGACUUGUGGUCAAUUUAUUAAUAUGGAUGUUCCAAUUGGUACAUCUUAAUAAUUCCUAUAAAAUACAAACUUUUUGUCAAUGGGCAAUUAUAUGCAAGUCUUACGAUAAAUUUGUAUGACUCCUACAAAAGUAGAUAUAGUUUAGAGAGUUCUAAAUAAAACAAGUAUUAGUAGAGACUCACCACCAAAGAUUAAUGUUGAACGUAUACGUUUAGCUAAUCGAAAUGGAAAAGUAAAUCAAUAAGAUUACUUAUUUACUAUGGCAUAUGAAUAAAUGAAAAAUAUACCUCCUACUUUAUUAAGACCAAUAAAACCAUAAGGAACUGAUCCAUUCUUAGCAUUUGAAGUUAAUUUCAAAGGUGAGGAUGUCUAAGGAGAAAGUGGACCAUAUAGAUAAUUUUUUGCUGAUAUUAGUAAAGAAUUAUAAACAUCAUCAUUAUUAUUAUAUCCUUCAACUAACAAUUAAGCAAAAUUAGGAAAUCAUAAAGAUAAAUUUGUUUUGAAUCCUAGUGCAAAAUCUAAUUAUUAUUUACAUUUAUAUGAAUUCCUUGGAGUUUUGAUGGCUAUUGCAAUUAGAACAGCUACUCAUUUCUCUUUAGAUUUACCAUCAAUAUUUUGGAAAUAAAUUGUAGGUGAGAAAAUUACAUUUGAAGACAUUGAGUAAAUAGAUGCAACAAUGUGCAAUUUAAUUAAUUUUAUGUAAGAAUGUCCUGAAUCAACAUUUGAAGAGAAUAUUUUUGAAAAUUGGGUUACUUUGAGAACUGAUAAAAGUAUAUAGGAAUUAAAAGAAGUAAUUUUAUAUAUUUUAAUCUAUUUCUUUAGAAUGGCAGUAAAAUACCAGUUAAAUAUGAAGAAAGACUUGAGUACAUUAAAAAAUUAAUAGAAGUCAAAUGCACUGAAAGUGAGUUGUAAUGUGAAAGUUUAAUCAAAGGAUUAAUCAAAAUAAUUCCUUCACCUUUAUUAAAUUGUAUAUUUCUUUUUAUAUCAUAUAUUAGGGGUAUCAGCAGAAGAUUUAGAAUUAUGGGUUUGUGGAAGACCUAUUGUAGAUGUAGAUCUGUUAAAGAGACAUACAAGAUAUUCUGGGGACUUAAAUGAAAAUAGUGAAAGAAUCAAAUUCUUUUGGGAGGCACUUUAUGAAUUAUCAGAAUAAGAGAAAUUGAGAUUUAUUAAAUUUUGUUGGGGUUAAGAAAGAUUACCUGCAAAUGAUGAAGAAUUUGAUAGAAAUUAAAUUAGAUUUAUGAUAAAACCUUCAACUGUUCAUACAAAAUAACCUAAUAAAGCUUUGCCAAAAGCAGAUACUUGUUUCUUUAAUUUAGAAUUACCAAAUUAUUCUAGCAAAGAUGUAAUUAAAUUAUAUAUUAAAAUAUAGAUUUUGAAGAAGUAAUUAUUAACAGCCAUAAAUUUGGAUUGUGAUAGUAUGAAUGCUGAUCCAAGAGUAAAUUUAGAUCCAAAUGCUCGUAAUAGACGUAAUAGGGAAGAUGAUGAAGAUGAUAGUGUAUUUGAUGGACGUGAAUGGUGA
Molecule: messenger RNA, 11830 nt
Organism: Paramecium pentaurelia
Lineage: Eukaryota; Ciliophora; Oligohymenophorea; Peniculida; Parameciidae
Source: the annotation of a GenBank genome assembly